Misgurnus anguillicaudatus (oriental weatherfish) is the source of this 1980-nucleotide messenger RNA. RefSeq names its product muscle RAS oncogene homolog a (gene mrasa). The record is from RefSeq and is a predicted model, not a curated record. Gene Ontology annotation, cellular component: membrane. Gene Ontology annotation, molecular function: GTP binding; GTPase activity. Gene Ontology annotation, biological process: signal transduction. Lineage: Eukaryota; Metazoa; Chordata; Actinopteri; Cypriniformes; Cobitidae.
GUAACAUGUGCAAUACUGCCGGGAAAAUAACACAUUGAAUGCAUUAUAAAAGUUACCACAAACAAGACAUCCACCCCGUCGAAACCAUUCUAUUCAUAGUAUCAGCAGUUGCGAUGUGAAGAUUGUUACAUUGUAAUUUCAUAAAGGCGGAGGAUUUAUCUUUAUUUGCUCAUUUACUCUAAAAGGACACAUCCUGUAUUUACUCAGAACAUGACUACCCUUAAGUAAAUGAUACUGGGAUGUCGAUGAGGUAUUGGGAUUAUUGCACACUUGGCAAAUCAUCCUGGUGUAGCUGUUAACAUGGCAACCAGUGCGGUCCCUAGCGACAACCUCCCCACAUAUAAAUUGGUGGUUGUGGGAGAUGGAGGCGUGGGAAAGAGUGCUCUCACUAUCCAGUUUUUCCAGAAGAUUUUUGUGCCUGAUUAUGAUCCCACUAUCGAAGACUCCUACUUGAAACACACAGAGAUCGAUGGCCAGUGGGCUAUUUUGGACGUUCUAGACACAGCGGGUCAAGAGGAAUUCAGUGCCAUGCGAGAGCAAUACAUGAGGACCGGUGAUGGUUUCCUAAUUGUGUUCUCUGUGACGGACAAGGCCAGUUUUGAACAUGUCGAUCGAUUUCACCAGCUCAUCCUACGAGUGAAAGACCGUGAGUCAUUUCCAAUAGUCUUGGUGGCUAACAAAGUUGACCUGGUUCAUCUGAGGAAAGUGACAAAUGAACAGGGCUGUGAGAUGGCUGCCAAACACAAUAUUAUAUACAUUGAAACAAGUGCCAAGGAUCCCCCGAUGAAUGUGGACAGAGCCUUUCAUGAAUUGGUCAGAGUUAUCAGACAACACAUUCCAGAACGGAGUCUGAAAAAGAAGAAGAAGAUGAAAUGGCGUGGAGAGAGAGCCAUGAGUUCUCACAAACUUCACUGUGUAAUGUUGUGACUACCUCUCCUGUUAAGUUCAUCAUUAGCGUUUGGCAUGAUAAACUGCCGGACUGACAAGAGAUCUGCACUAAUUGGAGGACCACAGACUUUGAGUAUCCAAACCACUGACACGAGGUCAGACAAUCUCUUCAUGUCUCAAGGAGGCGUACCGUACCUGCGUUCACCCGGGCCGAUGAGGAGCUGAAAGAAAAAAUUUACAGACGCUGUGUCCUAACCAGCUGCGAUGUGUCAGGCUCAUCAACAUGAAGAACAAAAUCACAUCCAGUCAGUGCUUGUUUGAUGUGUAAUAUACUGGAUUUUGGACCAUUCACUAUGGCGAGGAUUCCCAGCAAGACGCAUCAAUAGCAGAACACAACCAAAUAAAAGUUGCACUUCUCGCAGUCAUGGCAGACUCAAACAAUAUUUGGUUGCUAGUAGAUGUUCUGGAUUUUCCAACUAUAUCAGGAAGGAUCACAUGACCACUGUCUUCAUUUUCAUUGGUACUCAUUUGGUUAAAGUAAUACUCAAAUUGGUUGUAUCUCCACAAACAUUAAGUAAGCUUCUGAACGCUAACUUUCUUUAAAAAAACACAUGACAUCGUUGUUAUUAUACAUCAUCGCUUCAUCAUGCGAGUGGUUAGGACAUAGUGUAAGAUUUUGCACAUGGACAGCGUUAACCUUACACAUUUAAAAUUAUGAUAAGAUCACUCAAUAAGUGAUCGAUUUGAGAUGCUGGUUCUUACUUCAGGGUGUAAGUAUAGCAAGAGCCCAACAAAAACUGUGUGCCUGAAGUUUCCUAACAUCUAAAUAUAUGGAUGAUGGUUUUGCUGGACAUUGUGUUUGCAGUAUACAGGGAUUAUUGAAGUCUGCCUUACUAAUGAAUAUUUAUUGCCAUGUUUGAAGGAAUCUGUAGCAGGAGUGUACUUGUAGUUGAGCUUGUUUAUGAUAAGGACACUGUAGGUGUCAUGGGAAAUAUCUCCAGUAUGGCCUUUACUGUUAAGCACAAACAGGACUAACACAAAUGAAGGACUCAUUGCACUGGCACAUAAGUGCAUUUGGCACUUUUCUUGUUA